AUGAGGCAUACUCUGACGGCAGUGGCGACGUCGACUAGGAAGGAAUUCGAAUACGGAGGGAGAACAGAUGGUUCGCCGGUCCUGGGUUCCGCCGACAGCUAUAGAAACCAAGGAGGACUCGGCGGCGACAAUUGCAGCAAGGGUAAGGGGUCGACUCCUCUAGGUUUGCAUAGGACGAGAGGGAAAGCGGGUGGCGUCGCCGCCGUCUCUCUGCCUGUCGGCGGCGGACACAACAUGAGAAACGACGAUAAGAGUGGAUAG
Linum trigynum is the source of this 261-nucleotide messenger RNA. Lineage: Eukaryota; Viridiplantae; Streptophyta; Magnoliopsida; Malpighiales; Linaceae. The record is from the annotation of a GenBank genome assembly.